GGGAUUUCGGCAGCAACGUUACUUCAGCUCGUUGUUUGUUAGAUUUUGCAACAUUGGGUACAUGUGAAUUGGCUCCAAUCAUCACUUAACCUACAUACAGCUGUUGAAGCUAAAAAGAGAGACAGAGAGAAAGAGUGUGGGAUAAUGUAUAUUGUAUAAUUCGAUUGUCAAGUUUUACUUUAUUUAGUAUGAUUCCAAUUAGAGUUCGAAAAAAAACGAAAACUACAUUUACCUUCUAUCGUGAUAUUUCUUUUCUAGUUGUCUUUCUUCUACUUUCUACAUAUCUACUUUACAAAUUCUUUACACUUAUUUGUCAACUUAUACUAUACAGUCAUGAUUCUUUAGAUAUCAUAAUUUAUCAAAGUCCUUGCUUUCUUAUUUUCAUUUCUAUAUUCCUCUAUUUUAUUGAUACUUUAUCAAAUGAAUUGAACUAUGUAUUGAGUCGUGGAGAUCUAUGUUUAAUGCAUCAGACAAAAGAUGAUAGAAGGCGAUUAACUAUCCUCUUCUAUUCCCUUAUUAUUUCCACUUUCAUCUUAUGUUCAUUCUAUGCACUUGUAUUUGUACCAAAUACUAGUCUCACGGUUUUUCUUCUCUCGACAUCAAUCUUUUUAUUAUUAUUUUCAGAUUUCAAUGUAUUCCUUGAAAUAUUAAAGUAUUGUUUAUCGAAAGUGAAAUCAAAAAUGCAUGGCGAGAAGAAGAAGAAGCAGUUGAAGAGCACUGUUCCCUAUCAACUUAUUUAUUAUCGAAUGAAAUGUUUAUAGAGCAUAUACUAAGUAUGCUGUUGAAAUCAUCUAUGCUUGUCAUCGGUGUAACAUCAAAAUAUCCAUAUUCAUUGGAAGCUAUUUUUCGAUUUGCUUUAGUAGAACAAAUCAUAUAUAUUGUACUGCUGUUCGCUUUCAUACCAUCAAUUGCAAGGAUACUAAUCUUGUUGAGUGUACAAAGGAUUAAUUGUGAAGAAAAAGGAGGAAAAUCUUCGAUUCCAGAUCGGAAUCUGUGCAGCUGUCCAACGCAUACGCAUAAUGAUUCGUGUUCAGACGCCUGGUGUUGCUCCUGUUCGCAUGCGAAACGUCGACCUGUAGAUAAUAUCAAUAGCCUUGGGAAUUGUCAUAAUAAGCAGAAGAAGCAGCAGCAACAGCAGCCGAAUGGUCCACAUGGAAUCCAUCAUACUGCUAUUAUAAUAGUCAUUAUCGGUUUGAUAAUCAUCCUGCAUGUUAAUCAUCUUUGCUCUCAGUGGAUUACUCCUGUUGAGCACAAAUCAUCAUCAUCGAGUGGUGAUGACCAUGGAGAAGCGCUUCUUCCUCCUCCUGUCUUGCUUGAUGAUUUAUCCCUUGAUGGUAUCCAUAGUAGCAUCUACCAUCUGCUGGUGUUUAGCCUGUUUCAACUUAAAAAUAUCACUUUGCUUAGCUAUUGUUUCGUUGGUGUCCUUCUACUCUACCGGCGGAUUAGAUUGCAUAAAUCAAUUCGUUCAGAGUUGCUUAAUUUAAAUCUGCCUGUACAGAGUGAUGUCCUACUUACAGAUCAGAUAGAAAAGCUUCCUCCAGUGGAAUUGAAUAAUAAUGUAAAAGAAGAAAAAGAGGAAGAAGAAGGCGACAGUGUACCACCAAUCCAACAACGACGACGACCAGUAAGAAGAAGAAAACGGAUUUACUGUGACACUCAGGAAGACGGGGAUGAUAUUGAAAAGGAGUUUGUACAUGUUCUGUCGUCUGUCAGUACCAACAGAAAUGACAAUGAAUCCACCACCACGCCUGGUUUAUUCGUCGAUUUGGAUGUACUCACCGAAAAGAUAAAACAGGGUUUAGGACAUGAACUAUCCGAUCUGGAGAUUUUACAGUUAAUCUCAUAUGGACGACUUAAAACACGUGAAUUAGAAUCCGUGGUGUCGAAUCCAACAAGAGCUGUUGAACUUCGACGUUUGGAUUUAUCAGCCAGUCUCAGUAGCAAUCCACAUGUCAUUGAACGUAUCCCAUAUCGAGAUUAUGAUUAUCGAUUAGUGCAUGGUCAGUGUUGUGAAGAGGUGAUCGGUUAUGUCCCUAUACCAGUUGGAAAAAUUGGUCCUCUUUUGUUAGAUGGUCGAUCGCACUAUAUCCCCCUGGCUACCACGGAAGGAUGUUUGGUGGCCAGUACAAAUCGAGGAUGUCGUGCAGUAUUCUUAGCUGGCGGUGUCAAAAGUGUUGUGUACCGGGAUCAAAUGACACGAGCUCCUGUCGUCUGGUUCCCUUCAAUCACAGAGUCAGUCGAGUUUAUUGCAUGGAUUGAUUCGCAGGAAGGAUUUCAGACGUUGAAAGCAGCUUUUGAUAAGACUAGUGCGCAUGUCAAUCUACUCUCUGUAUUUGCUAGUCCGGCUGGUCGAUACGUUCAUAUUCGAUUUGCAGCUCGGACAGGGGAUGCUAUGGGUAUGAAUAUGGUAAGCAAAGCAACUGAUAGUGCUUUGCAUUGUCUUCAAAAACAGUUUAGUAAUAUGCAGGUAAUUUCUAUCAGUGGAAAUAUGUGUACAGACAAGAAACCGGCGGCGAUAAAUACAAUUCUCGGCCGUGGUAAAUCUGUCAUCGCUGAAGCACGUCUUCCGGCUAACGUGUUAACUCAGGUGCUGCACACCAAUGCACAUCGGUUAGCACGAUUAGCACAUUCGAAAAAUUGGCUGGGAUCAGCAUUGGCCGGCUGUUCAGGUAUGAUGGGAUCGAAUGCCCACGCGGCGAAUAUUAUCGCUGGAAUGUUUGCUGCGACGGGGCAAGAUUUAGCUCAAGUGGUUGAUUCCUCCGCGUGUUUAACCCAACUGGAAGUUGAUUCAUCCGAUGAUUCGCUGAUCGCCAGUGUUACAAUGCCGUGUUUAGAAGUUGGUACAGUUGGUGGUGGCACCCGAUUGCCAGCACAACGUGCAUGUCUUGACCUGUUGGAUUUAAGCGUUGACCGACCAACGGAACACUUAUCACGCUUGAUUGCUGGAACUGUACUUGCUGCAGAACUCAGCCUGAUGGCAGCAUUGGAUACGGAUGACCUGGUCAGAGCACAUAUGCAUUUGAAUCGGGCUAAGUCAACACCAGCAGCAACAACCACUCAGGGGCUUAACAACAACAGCAACAGUAAUGGCACCAAUAAUCCUCCUGCUGCUGCUGCUGUCAGUAGUGGGAGCGGCAGUGCUACAUCACCGAAUCAUCUUGUUGGAAAUCCUUCAGACGUACAGACAACUGGUCAUUCAGCAGGAGUAGGAGUAGUGCAUGAGAAGCGAUUCUCUGUGAAAAGCGAUCCAGCCAUGAACUCAGAGAUAUCGCAUUACAUAAUGUAAAUGAUAUACCCACCCACCCAUACACACACACACACACACAAUCAAUAUAAUUUAUAUUAUGGAAGAGUUUUGUAAACCCUUAUAUCUUAUAUAUAUGUAUCUAUCUAUA
Molecule: messenger RNA, 3395 nt
Organism: Trichobilharzia szidati
Lineage: Eukaryota; Metazoa; Platyhelminthes; Trematoda; Strigeidida; Schistosomatidae
Source: the annotation of a GenBank genome assembly